Messenger RNA from Solanum tuberosum (potato), 1135 nucleotides. RefSeq lists its product as uncharacterized. Bases 176 to 796 code for a protein of 206 amino acids. The transcript has 5 exons. Gene Ontology annotation, molecular function: serine-type endopeptidase activity. The record is from RefSeq and is a predicted model, not a curated record. NCBI's taxonomy places the organism in Eukaryota, Viridiplantae, Streptophyta, Magnoliopsida, Solanales, Solanaceae.
GCUACACAUCAGUACCCAACAAGGUUUAGCAGCUUAAUCUUUUCUACUUAGCAGAAAUUAGAAGAAAAACAAAACAUUUAAUAAGAAAACAGAUAUAUGAGGGUUUAAGAAAUUACGAGAGGGGAAUACUAAAAACUCUACGCCGGUGACAAAGACGACGGCAGCCCAUUCAGCCAUGGUUUCGGCAGCAACUUGGAUCCGAUACGCAGUCGGAAAACUUCAAUACUCUGCCUCUAUUGGCUGGAAGAACUACAAAGGAGGUGAAAUUACAGAUAGAGAAUUAGGUGAUACCAUAUGGAAGAACUUCUUUCAGGGCAAGUUGACAUGCUUGCACUAUAACAAGGGAGAGGAGAUGGCACCAACACUAGGAGAUCAGGGCGUCACACUUCUUGUUCGGAAGAUACCUUGGGUUGAUCCAAAGAAAGUAUUUGUUGGGGAUGUUGUGCUUCUCAAGGACCCUAUAAACUCAGAGGAUUACCUUGUCCGUAGAUUGGCUGCAAUUGAAGGCUAUGAGAUGGUGUCUACCGAUGAAAAGGAUGAGCCUUUUGUCCUCGAAAAAGAUCAAUGUUGGGUGCUGGCUGAUAACGAAAAUGUGAAACCUAAGCAGGAAGCCAAAGAUAGCAGAACUUUUGGCCCUGUUUCCUUAAAAGACAUAGUUGGCAGAGCUAUAUAUUGCCUGAGGACGGCAGUAGAUCAUGGUCCUGUUAACAACAGUCAGUUUAGCAUGGAUUUGGAUUCACCAGUCCUAGAAGUAGAACUGGAUGUUGAUGAGAUGGCAAAAAGUCACAAAGCAUAGGUUAUGCUUUGGAUGUGAAAGGUUUUCCUAGAAUUACUGAUUUGGUUGUACCCUCCCUUUCUUGUUUCCUCUUAUUAAUCUGAGCAAAAUUCAUUGGGGAAAAAAAAUAAAGUUGUAUUAGUGAUUUUGGUACAUUUUCCCAGGUGAUGAUCUUUCCUCUUAAUGAGUGAACUGUAAAACUUUGAGGUCUUCAGUUCUAUUUAGGAUGCAUUUCAAAGCUGGAGCUGUAGUAUGCAAGUUUGGGACAACCUGUAAAGAUUUUCAAUUUGAUUCACUUUCAUCCAGGCUGAAGAAGCCAAUUGACAAAGAGAGGAUUAUUUGUUGCAGUAACUUGAGAAA